AUGGCCUCCCAACAACCACCAUCAGAAAUACCCGCCCCGGCGGCGGCGACGACGACGACGACAGAAACCCCCGUCGAAAUCAUCCCCUCAGCCGAGAACCACUACGGCACACCCAACCUCCUCCACAACUCCGCCAUCAUCGUCUCCGUCCUGGCCCCCAUCGGCCUUUUGCUCCCCGGCCGGGGCCGCGGCAAGUUCUCCGUGCAGAACGCCAUCCUCUCCUCGGGCACCUUCUGGGGCUUCAACCAGCUCUCGUUCGACUACACGGGCAAGUCCAUCUACCAGCGGUCCAACGAGAAGUGGGCCGGCAUCCUGUCCACGGGCGACGCGCUGCCGGAGCAGGCCAAGAAGAACAAGGCCUUGAUCGAGGCGGAGAGGGCGAGAAGGAAGUUGGCCCAGGAGCAGGCAGACCAGAAGGCGGAGCAGGAGAAGAAUGGGGGUGUGCUGACCAAGAUCUGGAUGGGCGACGAGAAGGAAGGGUGGAAGGAGAAGAGGCUGGAGGAGGAGAAGAAGGCGCUGGAGAGCGGGAAGGGAUAUGGAAGUCUGAUUAUGGAUCAGAUUUGGGAGGUUUGGAACCAGGAGGGGAAGGAUGGGAAGAAGAAGAAGAAGGAUGGUGAUAUGAUACCCGAAGAAGGAAUAGGUUAA
Sordaria macrospora k-hell is the source of this 645-nucleotide messenger RNA. RefSeq lists its product as uncharacterized. Lineage: Eukaryota; Fungi; Ascomycota; Sordariomycetes; Sordariales; Sordariaceae. The record is from RefSeq and is a predicted model, not a curated record.